Molecule: messenger RNA, 811 nt
Organism: Brassica napus (rape)
Lineage: Eukaryota; Viridiplantae; Streptophyta; Magnoliopsida; Brassicales; Brassicaceae
Product: EPIDERMAL PATTERNING FACTOR-like protein 2
Exons: 3
Coding region: 285-692 (135 amino acids)
Biological process (GO): stomatal complex development; guard cell differentiation
Source: RefSeq, a predicted model, not a curated record
UCCCGGUAUAUUUUGUAUUUUUCUUCUUCAAAUCCUGUCUUUCUAUACAUAUCUUUGAUGAUGAUGUGAUGAUACAAAAAAGUAUAAAAUAAUAACCAUAUAAAAGAUUAUAUAUCUCAUGUCAAGUCAUAUAAAACUCUUACGUGCAUAUAUAUCCGUGCGUGUAGUAUAGUUUAAGAAAUUUUAUUUUCCCUUUAAAGGGUAGUCGUCACUUUCCUAUUUCUUUUCUACUUACAAAGAUCUUCCUCUACACAUCAAUAAGCAAAGAGAUAGAAAGAGAGAGAAUGGCGUUGUCGAUCUUGUGUCUGAAAAUGGCGUUGUGCAGCAAAAUGUCAAGCUGUCUACUGAUGUUGCUGAUUCUUAAUUCGACCCAUUUCAGUCUAAUGGCUAAUGGUAGACCAGAGCCAAACUCGCGUGAAUUCAUUAAGAGAGGAGAUCAUGAUCAGAAGAUGGUGAUGAGAGGUUUAAUAGGAUCAAAUCCACCAAGAUGUGAGAGAGUGAGAUGUCAUUCGUGUGGUCACUGUGAAGCAAUUCAAGUUCCUACUAAUCAUCAAACAAAGCUUCACUCUCCUUCUUCUUCUUUUUUGUCCUCUGAGAUUACUAAUCUUGAUUACAUCAGAGGAGAAGACACUACUAAUUAUAAACCCAUGAGCUGGAAAUGCAAAUGUGGUAACUCUAUCUAUAACCCUUGAAGAAAUUUAUUUACUUUUAUGUACAAUUUUUCUUUUUCUUUCUUUGUUGGGACAAACUCAAAAAUCUCUGUGUACAUAUAUAUGUUUUAGUUUCUGAUAAUUCUGCGUUAUUUUGAUUA